Lecanosticta acicola is the source of this 1047-nucleotide messenger RNA. Lineage: Eukaryota; Fungi; Ascomycota; Dothideomycetes; Mycosphaerellales; Mycosphaerellaceae. The record is from the annotation of a GenBank genome assembly.
AUGGCGUCCAGUCUCUCCCGCAGCGAAGUCCUGGGCAAGGUCUACAAGAUGGUCCCGCCCAUGUUGGAGAAAUUUCACAAGGGUGAGCACGAGGGCACCAUCCAUGCUCUGCUCCAGAAACACCGACUGACAUGAAAUUCGGCAGGCCAACUGGGACGUGUGGCUGUCAUUGGAGGAAGCGAAGACUAUACAGGAGCGCCAUACUUCUCAGCAAUGGCUUCGGCGAAAUUGGGAGCCGACAUGUCGCACGUCAUCUGCGAACCCGGCGCUGCUGCUGUGAUCAAGACAUACUCUCCCAAUCUCAUGGUGCACCCCUACAUGCGUCAACAGCGAAACCUCGGACAGAACGAAUCGAUCGAAUCCGUGUCCGAGCAAGUCAUUGGCAUGCUCGACCGCCUGCACGUUAUUGUGAUCGGUCCUGGUCUGGGCCGCGACCCGGCAAUGCAGGAGACCUGCGCUCGCGUCAUUGAGGAAGCAAAGAAGCGCAAUAUCAGCUUCGUGCUGGAUGCCGAUGGCCUUUACCUCGCUCAGACGCGGCCAGACCUCGUGCACGGAUAUAAGGAAUGCAUUCUGACGCCAAAUGUGGUAGAAUUCGGCCGACUGGCAAAGAGCCAGGAUAUCGACACCAGUAAAGAGGAUCCGAGCAAGUUGUGUGAGAAGCUCGCGAAUGCAUUCGGUGGUGUCACAAUUAUCCAGAAGGGCAAGGUCGAUUACAUCUCCAAUGGCAAGCAGACGCUCAUUUCGGAUGGAGAGGGUGGGUUGAAGCGAUCUGGCGGACAGGGCGAUACGCUCACUGGUUCUCUCGCGACGUUGCUGGCGUAUCGAAAGGCAUAUCUCGACAAGAUUUGGGACCAUGAGGGCGACAUGAAAGCGGAUGAGACUCUGACAUAUGCGGCCUACGGCGGUUCCGCAAUCACGAGGGAGUGCUCGAGGUUGGCGUUCAAGGAGAAUGGCAGGUCUCUGCAAGCAUCAGACUUGACUGGCCAUGUCCACGCUGCGUUCCUAGACAUCAUCGGCGAGAAGCCGACUGAUCCUGCAAAACUGUAA